AUGUCGAGUGCCGAUGACAGUGUUGUAGUAAGGUUUGUUACCGAGGACGAUAAAGACGGCUGGCAACGACUUUGGAGGUCAUUUCAGGAGUUUUAUGAAGUUUCAUUCCCGAACGAGCUGGAUGACUUUAAUUUCAAGAGGUUUCUAGAUCCCACGGUAAAAAUGUGGGCUGCUGUGGCCGUUAAUGGUUUGAGUGGAGAGAUCAUUGGAAUGGUAAAUUUUUUCAGCCAUAUGAGUACGUGGGAUUUCAAGGAUAAGAUAUACAUUAACGACCUCUAUGUUGGUGAAAAUUCUAGGAUCAAGGGCGUGGGCCGGAAACUGAUUCAGUUUGUUUACGAGGAAGCCGAUAAACUGGGGACACCUAGUGUAUAUUGGUGCACAGAUGAAUCUAACCAUAGGGCACAGAUAUUAUAUACUAAGAUAGGUUAUAAGGCGCCUAAAAUUAUGUACAAGAGAAACGGGUACUGA
Saccharomyces eubayanus is the source of this 468-nucleotide messenger RNA. RefSeq names its product histone acetyltransferase (gene HPA2). Bases 1 to 468 code for a protein of 155 amino acids. The record is from RefSeq and is a predicted model, not a curated record. Gene Ontology annotation, molecular function: N-acetyltransferase activity. Lineage: Eukaryota; Fungi; Ascomycota; Saccharomycetes; Saccharomycetales; Saccharomycetaceae. Gene Ontology annotation, biological process: protein acetylation. The transcript has a single exon. Gene Ontology annotation, cellular component: cytoplasm.